ACCGCGGCGCACUCCUGUACUGCAAACCAAGGCAAUAAAGCGUUACAAACAGCGAAUUGCACGCAGCUGUAUUCAGUUUAACUUAGCCAUUGCACAUUCGCUGGAAGAUCCAUCAUCUUUUUUGAAGAAUUUGUCUUCACUCGUUGAAAAGAACCCGCGCAGUGAGCCGGUGUGAUGUACACGUCUCCGCUCACGUUAAAUCUGUGACCCAAAACCUCUGCACCCAAGUCUGCAUUUCCCUCAGGAGUUGAAAUGAAAGUUAGCAACUGAACAAAAUGGAAAGCACUAGACAUGGUGCUGCAUUGUUCAAAAAACUGAAUUCCAUGUUGGAUGGCAAAGGAGAUGGCUUUGACCAGGUCCAGUCUGUAAAAGAAAGGCUUCAGAAGAGGAAAGAUGAGCUGGAAAAGGAGCUGGCCAUCAACAAUGAGGGCUCUGACUCCGGCCUGUCCAAACUGCUGGGACGCGCUCAGUCAGCCACCACCCAGAUCGAAGCUCUGAGCUGCACCAUCGAGCCGCUGCUGAAGGACUGCGAUAGUUUCGUCGAGUUGAACCGCAAGCUCUGCGACCACCUGUCACCAACGCUAGAGGUGGAGGAGAAUCGGCUGAAGGAGCGCACAUACCGUGCCUUCCUGCAGCAGCUGACACAGCUCAGCGACGCGCUGCGAGAGCAGCUGGCACUCGGCCAGGUGGACGAGGCGCUCUCGCGUCUGCAGCAGCUGCACGCGCGCACGGCGGACGUGGUGUCUGACUCGCGCUGUCACGCGCUAGCCGAGUACUGCCGCGGGUUGGUGUCGGCCUGGCGCGCUCAGCUGCUGCGCCAGCUGACGGCUGCGCUCGACGCCGCGCUCGCCGAGCUGCGUUACCCGUUCAUCAGCACCAACACGAGCGUGCACGCGGCGGCCCUACCCGUGCGGCUGCUGCUGCGGCCGCUCGUGCGCCGCUUCGUCUUCCACUUCCACGGCGACAAGCGCACCAACAACCCGGCCAAGCCCGAGUGGUACAUGGGCCAAGUGCUGCAGUGGAUCACCGACCACGAACAGUUCCUGGAGUCGUCCGUCGAGCCGACGCUGGCUAAGGUGCUACCGUCAUGUCGGCCCCGUCUGGAGUUCUGCCGCGGCUUGGUGGAGCUGGCCGUGGACAAGCUGCUGCGGGACCUGCCCGAGCUGCAGUACGACGACGCCACGCUCUCGCACACGAUCGACGAGGCGCUGCUGCUGCAGCGGCAGCUGGCGCUGCUCGGCUACGGCGGCGCGCCCGAGCAGCCGGGCCCACUGGUGGCCCUCUGCCAGCCGGCCUGCCUGCAGCGCUGGCUCGGCAUGGAGCGCAAGUACGCGCUGGAGCGCAUGGACCAGCUGCUGGCCUCCGAGACGGCCUGGGCUGUGCAGGGCGACCCGGACGCCGGCGUGACGGAGGUGGCGGACGGCAUGUUGACGAUGCUGCAGGCCAUGACGGAGCGAUACCGACAGCUACCCCAGCCGGGCCAGCGACUGCAGUUCCUGGACCUGCAGCUUGAGCUGCUGGACGACCUACGUGUCCGGCUGUUGCAGCUGCUGAGGAACGAGAAACAUCAGCCGAUCAGCGGCCGCUGCUGUGCGCUGCUCAACACGGCGCACCAUCUGCGCCAGGCGCUGGCCGAGUGGGGCGAGCAGCCAGCCUUCCUGCACCUGCAGUUCCUGCAGCGCCGGCUGGAGGCGGCCGAGCGGCGGGCGGCGGCCGCCGAGCGCCAGCCGUCGGCCACGCCGCUCACACUCGACGUCGUGCUGGCGGCGCCGGCCAAGCCGACCCGGCCCGACGACCAGCUGGACGGGCUCGACACGACCGCCUUCGACACGGCGGUCCAGCUGUUCCAGAGGAUCGAGGACGACAUCGUGCAGCUGCUGGUGGACCAGAUGCUGCUGGAGGUGCGCGCCCGCAGCCGGCCAUACCGCAAGGAUGCCUGGUUCUCGAUGCCGCUGCCCGGCGAGUUCGUGUCGCCCAGUCUGAGCCCCACCGCCUGCCCCAUGAUGCAGGUGCUAACGCAGUGUCUGCAUCAGCUGAAGGGCCUGCUGGCCGUCUCCGUGUUCGCUGACGUCUGGAUGAGAUUAGCGCGCCAACUCAACGACUUUCUCUACGACGAGCUGGUCAUGGCCAACGAGUUCAACGAGGGCGGCGCCACCCAGCUGCGCUUCGAUCUGAGUCAGAACCUGGUGGCCCUGUUCGGCGAGCUAACGGCGCAGCCGGAACGGCUGUUCGAGCCGCUGCUGGCCGCCUGCUGCCUGCUGACGCUGCCGACCGGCUCGGCCCUGCUGCUGCGUGAGACGCUGCGCAGCGCGCCCGACACGGCCUCGCUGGCGCUGGCCGAGGCCGGCGCGCACGGCCUCACAGGACCAGAGGCGCUGGAGGUGCUGCAGCGGCGUACCGCCCUCUCCGUGGUCUGACGCGUCACCUAUUGCAGGGUCUGACGCGCCGCCACCGCGGGUUCUGACGCACCGCCACCGCGGGGUCUGACGCGCCGCCCUCUCUGGCGCCUGACUCGCCGCCCUUUCCGGAGUCUGAUGCUCUGCGGUGUCUGGCCAUCGUACAGCUCGUGCGCCAACCGCCGGACAGCGUUGCCGCCUGAGCUGACGGCGAGUCCCUUUCGAGAUGGGCUUUUGGAGUCGCCUGCGCCGGUGACGUGGCGGGGCGGCCCUGACGGGGCGGACAGCGGGCUGGCAGAGCGCCGACCAAUCUGCAGCAAUGGCUCGACAUGGCUGACGUCAGAUGGAUUUUAUAUGCCGGGUGUAGUGCUUCUUGGACCGUGGGGGUGUGGGGAGAUCCGAGGCAUGAUGAUCUGACCUGGCCUUGUGGCAGUGCCUGGUCGGUCCCUGAAGUCUACCACGGCUGUAUUUGUUGGCGGUAGCCGCGGGUGCGUGAUCACUGUAAGACGAUCCACCGAAUCGGCGUCACCAGACACGUGCUCCAGCCUCGGUCCGUCUCUGCCGCGCCAGCUCUGCUCACUUGAGACGACCAGAACAUGCGCAUUGUGAUGAUGUGAUUAUAAUUCACAGAAGAAUGUACUGUGAUGAUAUAUUUGUGAACCGAAUGAACUAUGCCGGUUUUCAUACAGAUGGAGUGCUCUUGUC
Pollicipes pollicipes is the source of this 3101-nucleotide messenger RNA. It is a transcript of the gene Rint1, whose product is annotated as RAD50 interactor 1. Gene Ontology annotation, biological process: endoplasmic reticulum to Golgi vesicle-mediated transport; regulation of ER to Golgi vesicle-mediated transport; retrograde vesicle-mediated transport, Golgi to endoplasmic reticulum. The transcript has 8 exons. The record is from RefSeq and is a predicted model, not a curated record. Bases 276 to 2417 code for a protein of 713 amino acids. Gene Ontology annotation, cellular component: Dsl1/NZR complex. NCBI's taxonomy places the organism in Eukaryota, Metazoa, Arthropoda, Thecostraca, Pollicipedomorpha, Pollicipedidae.